Oryza sativa Japonica Group (Japanese rice) is the source of this 1616-nucleotide messenger RNA. RefSeq lists its product as uncharacterized. The record is from RefSeq and is a predicted model, not a curated record. Gene Ontology annotation, molecular function: ATP binding; protein kinase activity. Gene Ontology annotation, biological process: protein phosphorylation. NCBI's taxonomy places the organism in Eukaryota, Viridiplantae, Streptophyta, Magnoliopsida, Poales, Poaceae. Gene Ontology annotation, cellular component: chloroplast.
UGUGGCUGGGAGAGGCUUUUGCUGCCUUAUCCCCAAACACACCAGUGAGAGUGUCAGUCUCCACUCUCCGGCUGCUCCGUCGGUUACGAUGCUGAAAGCUCCUCCCACCAGUUUCCUCUCCUCGCUGGACCCGGGUGGAUGGCGCCGGCGACCUUUCCGACGGUCUCCGCCGCCGAUUUCGGCGGCUCUGAUGACCAAUCCCGCUUACUUCGAGGUGGGAAGAUACUUGGGUGGCUACGGUUUCAUGAACAUCACAAGUUAUCCAUCUUCUCAAUUUGGAGGGCUUCCAGAUGUUGCUGGUAUUCAAAACCUCGGUCUUGGAUAUUCACCGGAAGAGAUUGAGCGAUUGAGAGCUCAAGAUGUUGGAGAAGGAGAAGUUAAUAUUAGACUUUAUGAGGGAAGAGUGGUUCAAGGUCCACUGAAGGGCACAGAAGCUCUAUUUAAGGUAUAUCCUGGGUCCCGUUCUGGUGCUUCUGAAGCUGACUUGAUGGCAGUUAAUGAGCUAAGAACUCAUGCUUUUCUUCAGAAUGAUGCUAGUGACAUCUGCGAGAACAUUCAGUUUCUGUUAGGAGCCUUUGAGACGGCUACUGGAGAGCAGUGGCUUGCCUUCCGUGAUGACGGGAGAUAUAGUGCUGCAGACUAUGCAAAAUUAACCAGUGAAAGAAAACUGAAGGAGCAAUCUGGAUCCAUAUCGUUCUGGAAUCCUUACGAUCGAGCAUACAAAUUGGAACUAAAGCGAUACUUUGUUCUUAAGCUGCUUUAUGGAGCUAUGUGUGGCCUUGUUCACAUGCAUAAUCAUGAUAGACUGCACCAAAGCCUUGGUCCCUCUUCUGUUGUUCUCAAUACUGUAGCAGAGAAAAAUGGGCGCUAUUUGGUUCCGCAUCUCCGUGAUUUAGCUUUCUCUGUAGAUAUUGGGUAUUCGUCUGUUGGUUCUGGAGCAUUGUCGGAUGGACUGUGGCGUCGAGCAUCUGCUGCUGGAGCAUCAACUCCUCUGGAGAAGCGAGCUUUUGGAAUAGCUGACGACAUAUAUGGAGCUGGGCUACUUCUUGCAUACAUGUCAUUUAUUCCCUUUUGCGAAGCAGGAACUAUGGAUGGCAUUUCAUUGCAGAGACUUUUGGAGAAUACGUUCCGUCUCGACAUUUAUGCUGCAAGAGAGUACUUUCUGGCAGAUGACCGGUUGUCCGAAGCUGUAGAUUUUCUAGACUUGGGUGAUGGUGCCGGCUGGGAGUUGUUGCAGGCAAUGCUAAAUCCGGACUAUCGUAAGCGUCCAAUUGCUGAAGCUGUACUGAACCAUAGGUUUUUGACUGGGGCUGUCUUAUGGAACUAAUCAGCAACAAGAUUCCACAAGGUCCCGGCGAAAAAAAAAAACAAGAUUCCACAAGCAAAUUCAUGAUGUACCGUACAUUCAAAUGUUUGCAUUGUAUGGAAAAAAUUUGUACGAAAUGUCCAAGCAUUUCAUGAAAUCAGAUGCUUCUGUGUGCUUAAACUACCGGGAGCGAUGUAUAUAGUCAAUGAAUCGUGUGUGAGAAUAGCAACAUGAUCGAUUUCUUUUGCGGGGUUAUUCUUGAUUAUGUUCUCUGACUCCCUUUUUAUUUUCAGAUUUGUUUAUAUGAACA